AAGAAGAACAAAAAAAGAAAAAAGAUUUAAAAAGAUUGACAGGUAUCAUCGUUAAAUUACAGUUCGGUCCCUUAAAAACUAAAAGGGUACCAGGCAUUGGUUCAUGUUGUUUAUCCGAAAUGCCAUGUGUGCAUACUUUCGUUGGUCUGUCACCACUCCAAGGAACAGCCUUGCACUCAUAAGCCGAAGCACUCGGAUAAUAUAAAGAAAGAAAUCCAGGUACCUACCACGCGUCCUUCUCUCUGAUACUCUCCAGUCUCCACGUCGAUGGCCUCCGCAACCAAACCUAUCGCCAUAUCUGUCCUCCUCCUCCUCUUCCUCUUUACCCUUUCUGUGUGCAAAUCCACCAGAGAGGAAGACCCAACACCAGCUCCAUGGCCCCACCAGUUCCACUCCAUACUAUUCAUGAACUACAGCGGAUCCCUCCAGAUAAUCGAUCUCUGGUACGACUGGCCCAAUGGUCGAAACUUCAACAUCAUUCAGGACCAGCUGGGUAAGCUUCUCUAUGACCUAGAAUGGAAUAAUGGGACUUCCUUCUUCUACAGAUUGGACUCCACCAAAGAGUGCAGAACCGCACAUGUUGAGGUGGGUAUUCUUCGCCCCAAUUGGCUCGAUGGUGCCAACUACCUGGGACAACGCCACGUUAAUGGGUUCCUCUGCAAUGUUUGGGAGAAGGUGGACUUCAUUUGGUAUUACGAGGAUGUUGUCACUAAGAGGCCUGUUCAAUGGAUUUUUUACUCUGGGAGGGAGGCACAUGUGAUGACAUUUGAGGUGGGAGCGGUGCUUGAGGAUGCCAAUUGGCAAGCCCCUGUCUAUUGUUUUGAGAAGACGGAUGAUGGAAACGACCCAAAAUCGCAAUUCGCCAUUCCCAGCGGUUACUGGAAGGAUGGUGGGGUGCUUAGAGGUUCAAUUAAUGAUCUCUGAAGAAUGUGAUGCAUCAUGCAUGCCUCUGUUUCUGUCACUUGUGAAUUCCGUUUGAGAAUAAGCAGAGUCAGAAAAAUUUGUCCCUAAUAUUCUCCGUUAUGAACUUUAGCUAUAUCUCUAAUGCCUUUCUAGGCCACAAUUAAUGUUUCGAAAAACCCUUCCAAUAAUGCGAAACAAAUAUAUAUCAACAUCUUACAGAAUUCAGUUGA
Corylus avellana is the source of this 1133-nucleotide messenger RNA. RefSeq lists its product as uncharacterized. Lineage: Eukaryota; Viridiplantae; Streptophyta; Magnoliopsida; Fagales; Betulaceae. The record is from RefSeq and is a predicted model, not a curated record.